Molecule: messenger RNA, 1117 nt
Organism: Musa acuminata subsp. malaccensis (wild Malaysian banana)
Lineage: Eukaryota; Viridiplantae; Streptophyta; Magnoliopsida; Zingiberales; Musaceae
Product: ethylene-responsive transcription factor CRF2-like
Biological process (GO): regulation of DNA-templated transcription
Molecular function (GO): DNA binding; DNA-binding transcription factor activity
Source: RefSeq, a predicted model, not a curated record
CCCACGAUAUUACCACAACCAACCCAAACACCCUUCCCUCCCUCUCUGUUACGUUAUCUUCUUCUUAGGAGCUCCUCAGUGGAUAGGGAUACGGAAAGUAGCAGAGGAGGUCUGCUUCCCGAAACCAGAGGUUCUCUGUGCUGCUAUAGACUAGCUUGUAGUAACCGCGACGUGCUCUCUCAGGCUCAGCCCACUGCCGCCUCCGCCCAGUCUCGGUUCUCUUUUGUUCUUCUCGAGGGAGGAAGAAGAGAAUAGAAUAGGAGAGGAUUGAGCUUACAUGCACUGUGUGGAGCCAUGGAGGGUACGUUGUCGAAGGGUUGUAUGAAGCGGACGGAGCACGUCGACGUGACGCCGAAGCCCCUCCCGCCGCGUUCGCAGGAGCGCACCGUCAGGAUCUUCUGCGACGACUACGAUGCCACUGACUCCUCCGGCGACGAGGUCGACCGCCGCGGUGCCGUCCGCCGCUACGUCCAGGAGAUCCGCUUCGAACCCCGUCCCGCGGGCGGCAGAAAGGGCAAGCCAGCUAGGAAGAGGAAGAAAGUGGACGCCUCCGGUGUCUCCGCCUGUGGCAAGGCCGGUCCCGUGUUCCGCGGCGUCCGGCGACGGCCCUCGGGCAAGUACGCGGCGGAGAUCCGCGACCCGUGGCGGCGCGUCCGGGUGUGGCUCGGGACCUACGACACCGCCGAGGAGGCCGCGAUGGUCUACGACUCGGCCGCCGUCCGGCUCCGCGGCACCGACGCCACCACCAACUUCUCCGCUGCGCCGUCUUCCCUGACGCCCCAUGAGAAGUGCCCCUUGGGUACCGACCUCACUUCCACGACUGGCGGAUUCGAUUACAGCCGGAAAUCGCACAACCUCUCCUCCCUAACCUCCGUCCUCCGCGACGUCUUCUCCUCAUUCGCUGACGAGAACGGUGGUUUACUCACCACCGACAUCACCAUACCAGACGGCGUGGUGGGCGACUUUUUGCCCUUCGAGGAGGCGAUGCCGAGUCUCUUCGACGAUCCGACGGAGACACUAACGGGCGGUUUGUUCGGUUCCGAGCCGUUCAAGGAAGACGAUUGUUUCCAGGGCGACGGCGACUUGUUCCCGAUCGAAUCGCUCACAGCCGUUUGAU